Molecule: messenger RNA, 3017 nt
Organism: Rhodamnia argentea
Lineage: Eukaryota; Viridiplantae; Streptophyta; Magnoliopsida; Myrtales; Myrtaceae
Product: G-type lectin S-receptor-like serine/threonine-protein kinase At1g61370
Exons: 9
Coding region: 114-3017 (967 amino acids)
Biological process (GO): protein phosphorylation; recognition of pollen
Molecular function (GO): ATP binding; protein kinase activity
Source: RefSeq, a predicted model, not a curated record
UCUGCAGGCAAAAAGGAAAAGCGAAGAACUGGGAGCCUUGUAACAUUCUCAAGGGACCGACGCCUGAACGCACUAGGUUUCCUUUUGGUGGUCAUUCACCCAUUACGAUUACUAUGCUAGUUAUGAUUGGUCUCUACUCUUCCUUGGUCAUCUUCUUCCUUCUUCAGGCACAUCAGAGCACUGCAGUUUUUAACAUCACUGCAACCGAACCACUCUUCCAGAACCAGACUCUUGUCUCCUCCGGUCAAAUCUUCGAGCUCGGCUUCUUCACCCCUAAUGGAUCAGCAAAUCAAUAUGUGGGCAUAUGGUACAAGAGCAAGACUCCAUUCAAGAUUGUCUGGGUUGCCAAUAGGGAUACACCGCUUGCCCACUCAGAUCAAUCUGCAAAAUUAAAAAUAGGCAACGACGGGAAUCUGAAGCUUGUGGAUGAGCGACAGAACAUAGUAUGGUCCACCAAUGUUUCUGUCCACUCAAAUAAUACCACAGCAAUGCUUUCAGAUGGUGGAAACUUUGUUCUACAAGACAGGAAUUCUGUUGAAAUAUGGGCAAGCUUUGAUGAUCCAACUGAUACUCUUCUACCAAACAUGGAGAUAGGACUAAACAACAGAACCGGAGAGAGACGGAACUUAGUUUCCUGGAAAAAUGACAACUAUCCAUCUUCUGGAUAUUUUGUCACUGGGAUUACGUGGGAGACACCGCCACAACUUUUCACCUGGAAUGGCUCGAGCCCUUAUUGGAGAAGUGGACCAUGGGAUAAAUCAACUUUCCUCGGCAUACCAGACAUGGACUCCUCAUAUUUCAGCGGGUACGUUCUCCAGCAAGAUCCUCAGCAGGGAACUGCUUAUUUCUCUAGUGAUGCUACUAACAACUCUUUGUUUGGUUAUGGCUUCAUUUCACCUGGAGGCGUUCUAACCUUAAUAACGUGGGAUUAUGGAUCCAAGAGUUGGUUGACAAAUUGGGUGGCACCAAGCAACAGUUGCGAAGUUUAUGGAACUUGCGGACCUUUUGGCUUCUGCAACUCACUAAACUCUCCUAUCUGCCGUUGUGUAAAGGGGUUUAUGCCGAGAUCCAAAGAAGAAUGGAACAGCAGGAAUUGGACCAGAGGGUGCAUCAGAGAAACCGAAUUGAAUUGUCAGAAGAACACAAGCAGGUCGGCUUUGAUGCAGGUGAAGAAAGAUGUCUUUGUGCAAAUGAACCGGAUGAAAGUGCCUGAUUCUGCGGAAUACUUAUUGGACAUUGGAGAUGAAGGAGGAUGUCAAAGCUGGUGCCUGAAUAAUUGUUCUUGCUUGGCUUAUUCUUAUGUCGGCACGAUAGGGUGCUUGGUCUGGGCUAAAGAUCUGAUGGAUAUGCAGGAGUUUUCAACAGCUGGGCAGGAUGUAUAUGUUCGGGUCGCACAUGACAAUACAGGCAUGUCAAUACAAACAAAACUUAUCAUCAGCGUAAGUACCAUGGUUGGCAUCGUGUCCAUAGGAGCUGCUAUUUUCAGUCUCUGCAAGUGGAGAGCUAGCAAAAGAGAUAAAGCAGGUGAAAUGUCACUUGGAAAUGCAUGGAAAGAUCAGCUGAAGCAAGAUGAUGCAUCUGAAUUGACCAUGUUCAGUUUUAGUAACUUACUUCAUGUGACAAACAACUUUGAUGCAACAAACAAACUUGGCCAAGGAGGGUUUGGCCCCGUUUAUAAGGGAAAGCUGAAUGAUGGAAAGGAGAUAGCUGUCAAAAGACUUUCCAGUAGCUCAGGCCAAGGCAUGGAGGAGUUUAAGAAUGAGAUCAUUCUAAUAUCAAAGCUUCAGCAUCGAAAUCUCGUCAGACUCAUGGGUUGCUGCAUCGAAGGAGAAGAAAAAAUUUUAGUAUAUGAGUACUUGUCAAACAAAAGCUUAGAUACCUUUCUUUUUGAUUCAGGAAGGAAAGCAGAACUCAACUGGGACAUACGAUUCCGGAUCAUUCGAGGGAUCGCAAGUGGGCUUCAGUACCUCCAUCGAGAGUCUAACCUUCGAGUUAUCCAUCGAGAUUUAAAGGCAAGCAAUAUUCUCUUGGAUGAGAAAAUGAACCCAAAAAUUUCGGACUUUGGGCUGGCGCGGAUCUUCGAAGGCACCCAAGUUUUGCUAAAUACUCACAAAGUUGUUGGAACACUAGGAUAUAUGUCACCCGAAUAUGCCAUGGGAGGGAUAUUUUCUGAGAAAUCUGACGUCUAUAGCUUCGGUGUGCUGCUACUUGAGAUCGUCUCUGGCAAAAAGAACACGAGCAUGUACUACCAAGGCCAUCAUUUCAAUCUUCUUUCCUAUGCAUGGCAAUUGUGGAGCGAAGGCACUGGACUAGACCUAACAGAUGAAGCAAUUGUUCAUACUUGUUCGACAUCAGAAGUGAUGAGAUGCAUUCUGGUCGGGCUUCUCUCUGUGCAGGACCACGCCACCGACCGACCCAACAUGUCAUCAGUAGUUCUGAUGCUGAGUGGUGAAUCAGAACUUCCUCAGCCGAGACCGCCGACAUUCACCUUCAAAAGGAAAAUUCCAAGUCAUGAUAUCAGGUCACAACGGGAGUGCAUCUUCUCCACGACCACCAUCACGAAUUCUGUGGAUGCUUUACAAGUUCCUGAGUGGAAGGAAGCAAUCCUUGGGGAGACGAAGGCUCUAGAAGAAAAUGGAACGUGGGAUAUGGUGGAUCUACCUAAAGGAAAGUCCAUGGCGGAUGCAAGUGGGUAUUCGCAACCAAGUAUAAAGCUAAUGGGUCCCUUGAAAGCAACUAGAUGUGAAGAAUGCAUUUCUGAAUGGAGAUUUGGACAAAGAAGUAUACAUGGAUUUCCCCCGGGCUUUGAUGGAAGGUUUGGAUUGAAGGUUUGUAAAUUGAAGAAGUCACUAUAUGGACUAAAACAGUCAUCGAGCGCCUGGUUUGACAAGUUCUCUCAGUCUAUGAAGAAACAAGGAUUUGUUCAAGGACAUGCUAAUCAUACCAUGUUUGUAAAGCAUUCUCGUGAUGGGAAGGUUGCAAUUCUGAUAGUGGGACAUCAUUCUCAUCGGGAAUGA